Saccharomyces mikatae IFO 1815 is the source of this 3345-nucleotide messenger RNA. RefSeq names its product DNA repair protein SMC6 (gene SMC6). Gene Ontology annotation, biological process: double-strand break repair via homologous recombination. Gene Ontology annotation, cellular component: Smc5-Smc6 complex; nucleus; site of double-strand break. Lineage: Eukaryota; Fungi; Ascomycota; Saccharomycetes; Saccharomycetales; Saccharomycetaceae. Gene Ontology annotation, molecular function: ATP hydrolysis activity; damaged DNA binding; single-stranded DNA binding. The record is from RefSeq and is a predicted model, not a curated record. Bases 1 to 3345 code for a protein of 1114 amino acids. The transcript has a single exon.
AUGACUUUGACAGUGAUUAGUAGUAAAAGACCUAUAGAGCAGGUAGAUGAUGAGUUGCUUUCACUGACUGCACAACAAGAAAAUGAAGAGCAGCAGCAGCAGAGAAAGCGCAGACGCCAUCAAUUUGCCCCCAUGACUCAGUUCAAUAGCAAUACACUGGAAGAGGACAGUGGCUUCAGGAGCUCCUCUGAUGCUGUGACAGCGGAGCAAGACAACUUUAUGGAAGAGUCCCCGUCAGGAUAUAUCAAGAAAGUAAUUUUACGAAACUUUAUGUGCCAUGAGCAUUUUGAACUUGAAUUGGGUUCCAGGUUGAAUUUUAUUGUUGGUAACAAUGGUAGUGGUAAGAGUGCUAUCUUGACUGCUAUUACUAUUGGUUUGGGAGCCAAGGCCAGCGAGACUAACAGAGGAUCCUCUUUGAAGGAUUUGAUUCGAGAAGGUUGUUAUUCUGCUAAGAUUACCCUUCAUCUAGAUAAUAGCAAUUAUGGUGCCUAUCAGCAAGGUACUUUCGGUAACGAAAUUAUAGUAGAGAGGAUAAUCAAGAGAGAUGGGCCUGCUUCUUUCAGUUUGAAAUCCGAAAACGGCAGGGAAAUCAGUAACAAGAAAAAGGAUAUUCAAACGGUAGUGGACUACUUUUCUGUUCCUGUGAGCAAUCCUAUGUGUUUUCUGUCGCAAGAUGCAGCCAGGUCUUUCCUGACUGCAAGUACAUCCCAGGAUAAGUAUAGCCAUUUCAUGAAGGGUACUUUACUUCAAGAAAUCACUGAAAACUUGCUUCAUGCCAGUGCCAUUCAUGACAGUGCGCAGGAAAACAUGGCUCUACACUUAGAGAAUUUAAAGUCUUUGAAAGCUGAAUACGAAGAUGCUAAAAAAUUGUUGAGAGAAUUAAAUCAGACUUCAGAUUUGAACGAGAGGAAGAUGCUUUUGCAAGCGAAAUCAUUAUGGAUUGAUGUCUCACAUAAUACAGAUGCUUGUGAAAAUUUGGAGAAUGAAAUUAGUGGCAUUCAACAGAAAGUUGAUGAAAUUUCUGAGAAAAUCAGAAAUAGGCAAGAAAAGAUUGAAAGAUAUACAUCUGAUGAUGGUACCAUUGAAGCCCAAAUUGAUGCAAAAGUUAUUUAUGUAAAUGAGAAGGAUAGUCAGCAUCAAAAUGCAAGACAACUUUUAAGGGAUGUUAAAGGCAGAUUUGAAAAGGAGAAAAGUAACCAAGCUGAAGCGCAGAGUAACAUUGAUCAAGGUAAAAAAAAAGUCAAUGCUCUAAACAAAACAAUUGCACAUUUAGAAGAAGAACUCACAAAAGAAAUGGGGGGUGAUAAAGAUCAAAUGAGACAAGAGCUUGAACAUUUAGAAAAAACCAAUGAAAGGUUAAGGGAUGUAAAUAAUUCUCUAGUUGUAGAUUUGCAAGACUUGAAGAAUGAGGAAAGAGAGAUUCAACAUGAACGUGAAUCAGAAUUGAGAAUUACUUCACGCAGCAUUCAAGACAAAAAAGUGGAGUUGCAAAAUAUUUUUAGGGGUAAUGAUACUUUCUUAAUGAAUUUUGAUCGCAAUAUGGAUAGGCUUUUAAGAACAGUAGAACAAAGAAAGAGCGAAUUUCAAACACCCCCAAUUGGACCUCUUGGUUCUUAUGUAACUAUCAAAAAGGAUUUUGAGAAGUGGACUCGUUCUAUUCAAAGGGCUAUUUCAUCUUCACUAAAUUCGUUUGUUGUGUCGAAUCCAAGGGAUAAUAGAUUGUUCAGAGACAUUAUGAGGUCGUGCGGUAUAAGAAGUAAUAUACCCAUUGUCACUUAUAGUUUGAAUCAGUUUGAUUAUUCGAAAGGUAGAGCGCAAGGGAAUUAUCCGACCAUUGUAGAUGCACUAGAAUUUUCGAAACCAGAAAUUGAAUUUCUAUUUGUUGAUUUAAGUAGAAUCGAAAAAAUAGUGUUAAUCGAAGACAAGAAUGAAGCCAGACAUUUUCUACAAAGAAACCCCGCAAACGUGAAUAUGGCUUUAUCACUAAGAGAUAGACGCAGUGGAUUUCAGCUUUCUGGUGGUUAUCGACUAGAUACAGUUACGUAUCAAGAUAAGAUUAGAUUAAAAGUCAACUCUUCAUCCGACAACGGGACUCGGUAUUUAGAGGAGUUGAUUGAACAAGAAACAAAAGAAUUGCAGAAUAUACGAGAUCGUUAUGAGGGAAAGUUGAAUGACGUGAGGUCAAAGUUAAGGGAAAUAGAUGAAAAGCUUAGAAACACUAAAAAUGAAGUAAGAAAAACGAAUUCUAGGAUUACGGAAUUAAAGAUGAAUGUUGGUAAGGUAGUUGACACCGGUAUAUUAAAUUCAAAAAUAACCGAGAGGAAAAAUCAGGAGCAAGCAAUCGCCAGUUAUGAAGCGGCUAAAGAAGAACUAGGGUUGAAAAUUGAACAAAUUGCCCAGGAAGCCCAACCAAUAAAAGAACAAUACGAUUCUACAAAAAUAGCAUUGGUGGAGGCUCAAGAUGAACUGCAACAAUUAAAAGAAGACAUCAACAGCCGUCAAUCUAGAAUUCAAAAAUACAAAGAUGAUACCAUUUAUUAUGAGAGUAAAAAGAAAACAUACCUAGAAAACAAAAAAAAAAUUGAAGCCAACGUAGCAGUAUUAAAUGAAGGUAUACAAAGGCAAAUUGAAAAUGCUUCUGCGUUUUGCUCAAAGGAACGAGUAGAUAACGUUGAUUUACCGGAUACCCAGGAAGAUAUCAAACGUGAAUUGGAUAAAGUUUCGAGGAUGAUUCAAAAGGCUGAAAGAAGUCUGGGGUUAUCACAGGAAGAGGUCAUUGCGCUAUUUGAAAAGUGUAGAAAUAAAUACAAAGAGGGCCAAAAGAAGUAUGUGGAGAUAGAUGAAGCACUAAAUAGGUUGCAUAAUUCCCUCAAGGCUCGUGAUCAAAACUACAAGAAUGCGGAAAAGGGGACAUGCUUUGACGCAGAUAUGGAUUUCCGUGCAUCCUUAAAAGUUAGAAAGUUCUCAGGAAAUCUUUCGUUUAUUAAGGAUACCAAGAGUUUAGAAAUAUACAUAUUGACUACUAACGAUGAGAAGGCAAGAAAUGUUGACACUUUGUCUGGUGGUGAAAAAUCAUUCUCUCAAAUGGCACUUCUACUUGCUACGUGGAAACCCAUGCGUUCAAGAAUUAUUGCGCUAGACGAAUUUGAUGUUUUCAUGGACCAGGUCAACAGAAAAAUUGGUACUACCCUUAUAGUGAAAAAAUUGAAGGAUAUUGCAAGAACUCAAACUAUUAUCAUUACUCCUCAAGAUAUUGGAAAAAUUGCAGAUAUCGAUAGUUCUGGAGUCAGCAUUCACAAAAUGAGAGACCCUGAGAGACAGAAUAAUUCCAAUUUUUAUAAUUAA